AUGGUGGUGGUACGAGAGUCACCACGCACAAAGAUCAGCCCGGACAAGAACAACACCCAAUGGCCGCCCAAGUCGCCCUUCCAGGCCCUACUGUCUUCGCCAAGCGGAAGGAAGAAGUGGCAGGAUCGCGGCACGAGGGAGCGAGAGAGGUCAACAUCUCCCUCGCCUAUGAAGAAUACGCAGCAUAGCUCGAGAGCGUUGCAGGCAAUGGCCGGCGGAUCGGAGGACGAGAUGGAGGAUCUGGAUGAAGAAGAGAGGCAGGCACAGCUCGAAUUGGCGGCGAUAGAGGCGAAGCUUAAGCUUGAGAAGAUCCGCCAGCGCAAGAAGCUCGCUGCGGCUUCAGGCGAGAACGCCGGGAGCAGUAGGGCAGCAUCAGGGACUGACUCUGUCACGACCUCUCCAAGGAAGUCGCUGCGCCCUUCGCUGUCACAACCUGACCUUCGGAGAGCGCAUGUCGAGGUUCCAUUGUCACCCCUUCAAAACCGCAUUGACCCUGCGGAACAACUUUCUCCUGCUCGGAGACGCCUCGGACUCAACAGCAGUGCUCUGGCCGGGGAUGUGUCCCUCAAACGAGCCCGCGAUGGCUCGCAGAUCAAAAGGUCCGAGUCUUCCCACAAUGAGAUGCCUCGACCGAGCUUCAACGACAGGCUACGAGCUACACAACAACGUGCCGAUGACCAGGAAGCCAAGCAUGAUCGGAUCGAGCGAGUGCGAAACAAAGGCUUUGAUAAGGUAGUGUCAAGCUUUGGCGAAGUGGCGCGUAAGGUAGAGCAGGGCACGAAGGGGAGUGAGAAGAUCUCAAAUAUAGCGUCAGUGCGAGAAACGCGAGGUACGCCACGUCAAACCCGAGAUGCUUCAACGACAUCAAGUCGACCUUCUCGCUGUUCGGAAGCAAACGCCCAAGCACCAUCAAAAUCGAAUGGACUCUUCCAAAGCAUCAAUCACAAAUCCAAUGAGCUACCUGACAAUUCCUCGAGCAACAUUUCGAAGGACAACGAAACCUCAAACGAAAUAACAUCAACACCAAGCUAUGAAACCUUCUCGGAGCUUCACUUGACCAGACGCCACCUUCCUCACGUUGACAUAGCCCGCGCCAUGGAAGACAAGGAAAUUUACACCCUCCCUCGCCUGCUCAAAGAAGUCACAGCACCCUCUUAUGAUCCACCUGAUUGCGAAAGCGACUGGGUUGUCUUCGCCAUUGUAGCAUCAAAAUCAUCCCCGUACGACCAGAAGCAAUCACAUCGAACCUCGGACGAAGGAAAGCCACAGGAUGAUGCCCUAGCACCGCGCAACAAAUUCAUGGUUCUCAAGCUCUGCGAUCUGAAGUGGGAAGUUGAUUGCUUCCUGUUCGGCACAGCCUUCGACCAGUUCUGGAAACUCACACCGGGCACCUUACUUGCCAUUCUGAAUCCGGACAUCAUGCCUCCUAAGACAAAUCAACACUCCGGUCGCUUCAGUCUCAAACUUGGAAGUUCGGAGGACUGCGUAAUGGAGAAAGAUGGUCAGCACUGCGGCGAGUGGAUCGACAAGAGGAGCACUGAGAUCUGCGAGUUUCAUCUCAAUUUAUUCAUUGAGAAGCAGAGGAAGGGAAGGAUGGAGGUCAACGGUAUGUGGCGUGGUACCUCUAGUGGUGACUCGGACUCCAGGGCUAAGAGUCGAAGUCGUGAAGCCGGUGUGUUCGAUAAGCAGAUGAGGACACAACAACAGAAGGGCAAAGGCGGUGUUGGCAGUGGAAUUACGCAGUCAAGGGAGUUCGGGACCUUGUAUUCUGUCAAUACUGGGUCCUCGGCUGCUGACCUCCUGGACGCUGAAGAUCGCAAUCAGCUCAAUGGCUGGGCGGAGCACGAGGCCAGUCGGAAGCGCAUCGCAGCCAAAGAGGAAGAGAGAAAACUGCAGCGUACCCUCGCGAAGCUUGGAGAUGGAGGUGACAGUGUCGGCGCUGCAUGUUUGCGCGAUAAGACUGGCCUGGCGCCUACGAUGAGCCUGGAAGCUAAGGCAUUAUUCCAGAAACCCAAAGCUGCUGAUCUGGGACUCUUGGGUAACAAAGCAAGCACGACUCACCUCAGUCCCUCAAAAGAACGCAAAAAGCACUUUGGCCUCGGCGCCCUCACAACAUCCGGCCGUGAUGCAAUCGGCUGGGGUGGCGCAAGAAAGGUCGAAAGUGCCCUUCUCAAACCUUCUGCCACUGCUGCGAAGCGUCUUGCCAGUCCUGAGAGAGGACAGACGAGACUGGACCCGAUUAGACCUCCUGCGAUCAGGGCCCGGUCACAGGAUGGGAGUGCGGGCGGGAGUCUCAGUAGUCCUACGAAAAAGCGAGCGAGAUUCUUGUUGGCGGAGAAAGGCUUGAGAGAGCCCGGGAGGGAGAGUGGAGGGGUUGAGUUGAAGUUGAAUGAGGAUGAUGAUGAUUUGGAUAUUGUGUAA
Messenger RNA from Recurvomyces mirabilis, 2421 nucleotides. RefSeq lists its product as uncharacterized. The coding region runs from base 1 to 2421 and encodes 806 amino acids. Gene Ontology annotation, cellular component: nuclear replication fork; nucleus. Gene Ontology annotation, molecular function: single-stranded DNA binding; DNA replication origin binding. NCBI's taxonomy places the organism in Eukaryota, Fungi, Ascomycota, Dothideomycetes, Mycosphaerellales, Teratosphaeriaceae. The record is from RefSeq and is a predicted model, not a curated record. Gene Ontology annotation, biological process: DNA replication; DNA replication initiation. The transcript is spliced from 2 exons.